UUCCCUCUCUGUGUGCACAUGAUACUGUCCUAGUUACUUGAGCGAUGUCCCUUCUCACACUGUCACACUCUCUCAUCGAGUCCAGACACACUCAGCGAUCCUCUUCUUCAGCAGCCAACACAGUACUCAGUCACAUCAUCUGAAGUACAGGACGUGUUUUACAUCAGGCUCUUUUGGUCGGACUUCAGUGUCUCUUGACUGGACUGAAUAUUUGGGCCUGGUGCUGUGGAGCUCCAGUCCCAUCUGUCGCUUUCUUCUCUCACCUCUCAACACCCCUGCUGCAGCGCCUGGCAGGAGGAAGAGACCGCUGACCCGCCAUGUUUCUCGCACUAGUGGUGACGCCAGAGCUAAGGGAGUUCCUGGCCAGAGCGAGAGGUGGAGCAGCGCGCCUCAUCAAGGUGCGCAUCCAAGACGAGCAGCUGGUGCUCGGGGCCUACAGAGAGCCAGAAAAGAGCUGGGACCAGGAUUACGAUCGUUUCCUGCUUCCCCUCCUCGACGACCAGGAGCCCUGCUACAUCCUGUACCGCCUCGAUUCCCAGAAUGCACAGGGCUACGAGUGGGUCUUCAUAUCAUGGUCUCCUGACCAGUCUCCAGUGAAACAAAAGAUGUUGUACGCCGCCACCCGUGCCACAGUGAAGAAAGAGUUUGGUGGUGGGCAUGUGAAGUAUGAGAUGUUUGGCACAGCUGAGGAGGACGUCUGCUUGCUGGGCUACCAGCGUCAUGUGUCAUCCUGCUCGGGUCCCGCCCCGCUCACAUUAGCUGAGCAGGAGCUCCAGAGGAUCAAAAUCACAGAGGGCCGGGUUAAACAGGUGAAGACGGAGAUCAGCGUGGAGAGCAAGCACCAGACACUUCAGGGCCUCGCUUUCCCUCUGCAGGAGACAGCCAAAAGAGCCCUUCAGCAGCUCGCCCAAAAACGCGUCAACUACAUACAACUGAAACUGGAUGUAGAGAAAGAGAUAAUCGAGCUGGUCCACUGCAACCCGACAGAAACUCGAGAUUUGCCCCGCAGAGUUCCCAAAGACACUCCCAGAUACCACUUCUUCCUCUACAAACACUCCCAUGAAGGAGACUACCUGGAAUCUGUCGUGUUCAUAUACUCCAUGCCAGGGUACAGCUGUAGCAUCAAGGAACGAAUGCUCUAUUCCAGCUGCAAGAGUCGACUACUGGAGGAAGUGGAGAAAGACUACCAUUUGGAAAUUGCUAAGAAGCUGGAGAUCGACAACGGAGAUGAACUGACAGAUGAGUAUCUGUAUGACGAGGUCCAUCCCAAGCAGCACGCCCACAAACAGGCCUUCGCUAAGCCCCGCGGUCCAGCAGGAAAAAGGGGACACAAGCGCCUCAUUAAGGGGACAGGAGAGACCGUGCAGAACAGCUAGAGGCGGACAAAAAUUCUCCCACAGCGGUGCCUCCAGUUCCAGCUGUUCCCAUUUCCCCCCACCCAGACCCACUAACACCUCGUCAGGCCCUGAGGAGUGAGAGCACUGAUGGGUUUCCUCCACCGUUUGUGUACUGAAACACUUGUGAUAUAUAACAAAUAUGUUUUUGAUGGGAAUGUGCUGAGAAAAAAUCUCUGUUUCUCUGUGUUUCUGUUUCUUUCAGACAAAUAUGGCAAAUGAAAAAUAAUAACAAUAUCAAUAUCUAACAAAACAUUACACGUACAACCACCAACAAAAAUCAUUCAUGUUUAUUGAUGAUUUCCUCCAUUUGGAAAAGAGUCAGGCUGAAACGCAGACAGUUGGCCUUGUUACUAUGAAACUCAUCUGUCUGAAUCUUCCAUUGUUGUUAAAAAUAGAUCUGCAGUUUACAAUAUAACAGACUGAACUGAAUUGUAAAUGCGUAGUCACAUGUUUCAGUCCUCAUGUCCUGCCUCCAAUACACGUUUUGUAUCAACAAUGUUUGUAUGAAAAACACAAUAUGAAAGGAAAUUCUGAAUAAAAUCUUUUGUGUA
Messenger RNA from Lates calcarifer (barramundi perch), 1948 nucleotides. Its product is annotated as twinfilin-2. The transcript is spliced from 9 exons. Lineage: Eukaryota; Metazoa; Chordata; Actinopteri; Centropomidae. Gene Ontology annotation, cellular component: myofibril; cytoplasm; actin filament. The record is from RefSeq and is a predicted model, not a curated record. Gene Ontology annotation, biological process: positive regulation of neuron projection development; barbed-end actin filament capping; actin filament depolymerization. Gene Ontology annotation, molecular function: actin monomer binding; actin filament binding. Bases 318 to 1376 code for a protein of 352 amino acids.